GCAGAGCAGAGCUACUGACCGAGCGGAACGGACGCCAGUGGUUUUCUCUCGCGGAUUUUACAGUCUUUCGGGGUUUUUCAGGACAUCCACCGUGUGCACGGCAUUUUCGAGACGGUGAGAGGAGAGUUCAUAUUUUUGCAUCGUUUUCAGACGAGAGAGACCAGAAGCAACUCUGCAGCUAUCGCUUUUGAGCGAAGGCCUCUGCUGGGAUUCGUAAAGACCCAGAUAUCAUGGACAGGUUUUAUGACCAGCAAGUACCAUUUAUGGUCCCAUCAAAUUCUGCUCCACAGCAGAAAUCAUCCCAGGUGGAGGAGCCAUACAACAGAACCAUCAAUGAGAGGAAAAGAAAGUUUGUAGACACUGAACUUGCUCAGGAUACAGAAGAACUUUUCCAGGACCUCAGUCAGCUGCAGGAAAUCUGGAUUGCAGAGGCCCAGGUGCCUGAUGAUGAACAGUUCGUCCCAGACUUUCAGCCAGACAGCUUAACAUUUCAUGGCCCUCCUCCAACUAAAAUUAAACGGGAGCUGAGCCCUUCCAAAGAGCUCUCCCCCUGUAGUGAGAACAGGAGUCCCAUGCUGUAUGGAGAGAAGUGCCUUUAUAACUACAGUGCCUAUGAAAGAAAAGCCUCUGUUGGGUUCAAGCCAUUGACUCCUCCUUCAACGCCUGUAUCACCAUGCAGCUCCACCAACACGCACCCCAUGCAUGAACAGACGUCUCCUCUUGUCCAUAAUUCUACAUUAGGGCAAUGCUCCCUACACGGACAGCCUGCUGUGACCAACUCCGCCCUCAGUCAGAGGAGCCUCCCACUACACAGCCAGACUCCACCUUUUGCAGUGCCAUGUCCACCUCAAAACCACAAUGCCCCCUUUAACAACGAGCACAGGUGCGGGUUUCAGCGCCAGCUCUCUGAACCCUGUUUGCCAUUCCCGUCUUCUGAGACCCAGGGAAAACCUAACUACAUUCCCCAGCCAUCGAGCACUUCACCUAGAGAUGGCCGGCCACCGUAUCAUCGGCAAAUGUCGGAGCCGGUGGUUCCUGUUCAUCCUCAGGGUUUUAAACAGGAGCUAUUGGACCCUCGGUACACUGAGCAGGGUGUCCCCAGCAUGGGCCCACCCCAGGCUGCCUUCCACCCAAUGACCAUCAAGCAAGAGCCACGAGACUUUGGCUUUGACUCUGAAGUGCCUAAUUGCCGGUCUUCAUUUGGGAGAGGAGCAAGCUUUUACCAAAGCCAAGAAAGUUUUUCAUUUGACAGAGAUCAGCACUUUUAUUAUGAUGAUACAUGUGUAGUUCCUGAACGACUUGAAGGGAAAGUAAAGCAGGAGCCUUCUGUAUUUCGUGAUGGCCUACCUUACCAACGUCGUGGAUCUCUGCAGCUCUGGCAGUUUCUGGUCACACUUCUUGAUGACCCUGCCAACGGUCACUUCAUUGCUUGGACAGGACGUGGCAUGGAGUUUAAGCUGAUUGAGCCAGAAGAGGUGGCUCGACGUUGGGGCAUUCAGAAAAACCGACCAGCCAUGAAUUAUGACAAGCUGAGUCGCUCUCUGCGCUACUACUAUGAGAAGGGCAUCAUGCAGAAGGUUGCUGGUGAGAGGUACGUCUAUAAAUUUGUGUGUGAUCCUGAGGCCCUCUUCUCCAUGGCCUUUCCAGACAACCAGAGGCCAAACAUUAAGGCUGAUCCUGAUGGCUUGCCUGUAGUAGACGAUGAUGCACUACCCAUCACACGCUAUGAUGAAGGAAGCUCUUACCUGGUAGAUGGAGGAGAGCAGUGCGUCUCUGGGAUGCCUUUCCCUGACGGCUAUGUGUACUGACUCUCAUCCCCAAUCCAAAACCUGAACUGUUGAGCAGACCAGAGCACGUCUGUCCCUGCUGCCUCUACUUCUGCCCUGUUGUCCAUUUACAGAAUAACGCUCCCCCAAAAGUUGCAUUAAAUUAAUGGAGUGAUCUGCAAACCAUCAAAUCUCUGGCAUUGGCCCAUGAGAAAGUGUCUGUCUGGGAAGUGAGGGAUAUCUGGACUUCUGCAGCUUGACCUGCUUUGUGGUAGAUGGUUACUUGAUGCUGCAGAAAAUGUGAAGUCAGUGUGCUGAAGGACUGUUGGGUCUCUGCGCAGACUGAAAGAAUUGUAGCAAUUUUGUUUUGACAAUCUGUUUAAAAAAAAAAAAAGGAAAAAAAGAUAUUAAGAGGUGUCCUAACAAAACAAAAAAAAAUAAUCACAGCACUAUUUAAUAGCUGCCUACUUGGGUAGUAAUAGAUUUGUGUUACCUCAAAUCAUAUAGACAUCUAGUAGAAGUGAAAAGGGCUUUAUUUUGCAAAAGAGACCCAUUCAUUUUAGUUUUGGUUAGACUUGUUUAGAAAGCUGGCUUUUAUACAGUACUUUUGGUUUAACUAAAUGCAGGACUACUUCAAACAUGGACUUCUUUUUAAAAAAAAAAAAGCUUUUUUUUUUUUUUUUUUUUAAAUUGUUGUUGGCUUGGUUUUUAGUCAUUGUAAAUGUUGUGGGGUUGUUUUUGUAUCAUUAGCUCGCACUAUCCCACUGGAUUACUCAAAGGUUAUUGCUCUAUAACGAAGCUGAACUAGAUGCGCUCUUAAAGACGUUCGGUCGGAUUUCAGUGACUGUUAACCCAUUGUUAAACGUUUCAUAUGCAUUGACACUUCCUUGAAAAUUGGUACAUUGUUAAACACAAAUACAAUAUUCAAAAAGGGAUGCACUAGACAAACUCUCCAAGAGAUUUACAAUGUCUGACUACUUAAUGUAUUUAAGGGUCAAUGUUUUAUCCUGUUUUGUAUUAUCUUUCGCUUGCUUUUCUUUAGCACUGUACAACUUUUAAAAUGUACCACGAUGGCAGGACAGCCAGGACUUUGCAUGCAAUAAGGUGAAAAGUACGCCUUCUCCUGGACUCUUUUUCACUGCCAACAUGAAGUUGACGAAAGACCACUGCUUCCUUUUUUUUGCAUGGUACUCAACUGACAAUUGUCCACUAACAUAUCGCUUUAUGCUGGACAAAGAUGAAAUUUAUUUCUCUGCGUUGUUUCCUUGCUUUUUUUUUUUUUUUUGAGAGAAACUUAUAUAAAUAUCUAUUUUUGCAAAGUCUGCAUUGGUUUUGAUUUAAUUGUAUCAGCUGUAUAGUACUGCCUAAACCCUGUUUUAAACGCGGGAUGCCUGUGGUGCUUUCACUGCAGAUCAGGGCUUAAUGGACUCCCUUUGUGUUGGAUUACAGCAAUGUUUUCCAUAACAGUCCUCAAACACACACAGACCAGCCAGGUUACUGCUUACUCUGGGUUCCCAACACAUCUGAACCAUGUAUUGUGUUCUUCAUGACUUUGGGACAAAUGAAGAUUGUUUGGGAAAUAUUCAUUGGAAGAUAUUCUUUGGAAUGGAAACUGAUCUAUACGUAAUAGGCUUUCUCACUGAAUGAGAGGUUUAUUAACUUCAAGCCCUAUCUCCAGAAGGGGGAGUCUGCAUGUGUAUAGGCUUCACCUUUGAAUUGUGUACCUUUUUUUUAGUUUAUAAUCUGUUAUGGGUACAAUAAACUGUUCUUUCUGCUUCACA
Molecule: messenger RNA, 3547 nt
Organism: Neoarius graeffei (lesser salmon catfish)
Lineage: Eukaryota; Metazoa; Chordata; Actinopteri; Siluriformes; Ariidae
Gene: etv5a
Product: ETS variant transcription factor 5a
Exons: 13
Coding region: 231-1808 (525 amino acids)
Biological process (GO): regulation of transcription by RNA polymerase II; cell differentiation
Cellular component (GO): nucleus
Molecular function (GO): sequence-specific DNA binding; DNA-binding transcription factor activity, RNA polymerase II-specific
Source: RefSeq, a predicted model, not a curated record